GUCAUCACAUAGCAUCAUAUACAGGAAGCGGCUACUGUCUAGUUGUGUUUAGGGCAAGCUCGACCAGUGAAUCGGUACUUUUCAGCAGCCAUGUCCGGGGAGAUGACUAUAUUAGGAUCUGCUGUAUUAGCUAUUCUGUUAGCCGGAUAUUUGGCACAGCAGUAUUUGCCCAUGCCCACUCCAAAGGUUCUUGGUAUAGAUCUUGGAACAACAUACUGUUCUGUUGGCGUGUUCCAUCCUGGCACCGGCGAUGUUAAAGUCAUCACCGAUGAUAGUGGUCACCAAAGCAUUCCAAGCAUUGCGUCUUUUACUGAACAGGACAUUCUUGUGGGAUAUGAUGGACUUGAACUUGCUGAUUCCAAUCCUGAAAACACAAUUUAUGAUAGCAAAAGAUUUAUAGGAAAAAUCUUUACAGAGGAGGAAUUAAAAAAAGAAACCAACAGGUAUCCAUUCAAGGUGCUAAGUAAAAAUGGUGAAGUGCUAUUUUCUGUCUCAACAAAUGAGACCUUUACUGUAACUCCAGAAUACAUUGGAUCUCAGCUUAUCCUGAAACUAAAGAAGAUGGCAGAAGAGUACCUUGGGAUUCCAGUUUCUAAAGCGGUUAUUUCUGUUCCAGCAGAGUUUGAUGAAAGACAACGUAAUUAUACCAUUAAAGCUGCUAACCUUGCUGGCUUAGAUAUCUUGCGUGUGAUCAAUGAACCGACUGCAGCAGCAAUGGCUUACGGACUCCACAAGGCUGAUGUCUUUAACGUCAUGGUGGUGGAUCUAGGAGGAGGGACGCUGGAUGUCUCCUUGUUGAAUAAACAAGGAGGAAUGUUUCUGACACGGGCUAUGGCAGGAAAUAAUAAGCUUGGAGGUCAGGAUUUUAACCAGAGACUUCUGCAGUAUUUAUAUGAUUCUAUUUAUGCAACAUAUGGGACGCUGCCUUCCAAGAAAGAAGAAAUUCACAGACUCAGGCAGUCUGUGGAAGCAGUAAAACUAAAUCUAACAUUACAUAACACAUCCUGGGUACAAUUGCCUUUAUCUUUAGUCAAAAAAACAGCAUCUGACUCUUCUGCAUCAAACAAAUUAAUUCCAAAAGGUCUGCUGGAAAAAACUGAGGCGCAUCCUGCCCAAGUAACUCCUUUAAACCCAAUACAAAAACAAAAGGAUGAAAGUGAACUGGUACAUUUCGAGAUUGAAAUUUCUCGUAAGCUCUUUGAGACUUUGAACGAGGAUCUUUUUCAGAAGAUUUUGGUUCCUUUGGAGCGUGUUUUGAGAGAAGGACAUGUUGACAAAGAAGACGUGGAUGAAAUUGUGUUAGUUGGUGGCUCUACCAGAAUACCACGGAUACGUCAAGUUAUCAGAGACUUUUUUGGGAAAGAUCCCAACACGUCAGUAGAUCCGGAUCUUGCAGUAGUAACUGGAGUGGCAAUUCAAGCAGGAAUCAUGGGUGGUUCAUGGCCUCUCCAAGUUAGUGCUAUAGAAAUUCCUAAUAGACAUUUACGGAAAACAAACUUCAACUGAACUGUUAUUUGGCGCAGUCUUUGUUAUUCCAAUUAUGUAUUCAAAGAGCUAAAAAAAAAAAGUUUUGUCUUUUUUUUUUUUUAUGGAUUUUAAAUCUAUAUUUUUGUUUAAAAGAAUUUAAAGAAAAGAAAAAAUAACUUGAGGUACAACAAUUCUUAGAUGUGUAGAUGGAUAAUGCACACUCCUACUAAUGUAGCAAAGUAUCGGCCAAUGUUCAUUUUGUCACACAUUUGAUGCAAGUACUUUCUUUGCCCAGGUAACUCCUGUUACACAGAGUAUUGCCUUUAUCGACUGCCUUCUUUUAUGUUCCACUGCUUUCUUUUCUUUCUAUUUUUUUUUUUUUUUACAAUCUCCAAAUUAUCCUGCAAGUUCAUUCAUAUUCAUUGACCAUAUGCUUAGUGUUAUGAAUCUGAUAUUUGUGUGCCCUAUGACAAAACAUCACUUAUAUCUUCAAUGUGGUUGUUCCAAGGAAAUCUCAAGCUCUGCAGAACAAUAAUUUAUUAGGUGACAUUUCAUGGUAUCCGUAACUGUAGGUUAGUAAAUAUGUAGAGUGGUAUUUCUUUAGAGCGUUGGGGUGCCCACACAUUAAUGAAGCGGCAUUAUAACUGAACGAAAUACAAGUAGGUAUAUGCUUGAUAUCUGACCUCUUUCCACUUUGAGGUCUUCAAUUCACAGCCUUGCAAAUAAUGUAGAUACAAGAACAGAAACCAGUAUAGAUUAUUAAGCUAUCCCUUACUCCAGUAGCAAGGAAUUUUUCUCAGGAAACCUAGUGAAGCCCUAGAAUAUCUUUCUGGAUAUUUUGUAGAAUAAGAGAAAUGUUUUGAGUGCAGUAAAAUAAUGGCCAAGUACAUCAUCCAUGCAAUGACAGUAGUGGACAGGUAGCUACCGGUACCCAAGUAUGCUCACUCAUGCUUUUGCACUUAGCGUAAUGCUCUUAGGGGCCAGAAAUGCCACUCAUGACACCACCAAACAUCAAUGGUCGCCUCAUGCAGCGGAGAACUCUUGGUUAACUUGCACUCUUCUUUUUAUUUUAAAUAAAAACGUCACUAGCUGUAUUGCAUAUACAUAAGAUAGAUGUAUAUAAAUCUAUUAAGAGAGUGCCAAAUUGGUCUGGCUAAACAGUAUAAGACAAAACAUGAGUUUAAACUUAAAGUGAAGGUCAAUUUUCAUCAAUGAGUGCCCGGUUUUUAAAAAUAUUUUUAAAAACAGGGGCACUUUCAUUGAUGAAAAUUUACAUUGCACUGGAUUUGAAGAAAUACUUACCUUUUACUUCUGCAAAACCGGAUCGCCGAUCUCAGCCUCAGUUGCUCUGUACUGAUGUCAGAAAUGACAAAACCGACUUCCUCCAAUCAUGACUUGCAAACCAGAGCAUCCAGCUCGCGAUGCCCGGCUGUGAUUGGAGGAAGCCAGUUUCGUCAUUGCUGUCGUCUACAGCAGGAAGAAGGAGGAGGGGGAUAGUCGAUCUGGCUUUGCAGAAGUAAAAGGUAAGUAUUUCUUCAAAUCCAGUGCAAUGUUAAUUUUCAUCCCCUGUUUUUAAAAGUAUUUUUAAAAACCGGGCACUCAUUGAUGAAAAUUGACCUUCACUUUUACUUGCUGUUCUGUGUAGUAUUAGAAAAAUAUAUAUCGCAAAAAUGUAUUUAAUUGUACAUUAGACUUUAUCUAAAAACAACUUCAUUUAAAAAAAACAAUGUAGCAUAACAAAAAAAACAUUCACAAAUCACAAUGCCAAAUCGAUCCAAUAAAUAAAAUUCAUCCAAUUUCUUUUAAAUCAAGUUGUUUUUAGAUAAAGUCUUUCUAAUGCACAAUUAAAUACAUUGUUGUAACAUAUAUUUUUCUGAUACUACACAGAACAGCGAGUUUCUUUAAUCUAAUUGUUUGUCUUAUACUGUUUAGCCAGACAGAUUUGGCGCGCUCUAAAUAGAUUUAUAUACAGUUUUAACUUCUUAGAUUUUGUCUCUGGGAUCUGCAUAUUUAGAGUGCUUCAGUUAGCAAAUCUUUUUUUCUAUUUCUUUCAAAUUUUUCACAAUUUCCAUUCUUGUCUUAACCUAAUUAGUAAUUCCCCUUUAAUUGUCAUGCCAGUCAUUUUACCUGGGUGUGAAAUGUUACAAAUGGGGAAAUGGAUUUAGCUGUUGCCUACCUUAUGCGCGUAGUCUGUUAAAAAUUGCAUUAUUUAGUCCAUAAAUCAUUUAUAUCCUUUAUUGCUUUAUUUGCAAACUGUUUCUCCUAAAAUGGUAGAUUUUAUCACACCAUUAAUUUGUCCAGCAAAGCAUCUGGACAGCUUUACUUUUUUUGGUUUAUCUUAAAGGGAAAGUUGACACCUUACUCAUCUUAAAGUCUUACCUUUGCUUCAGCUGCAAAUAGCCUCCAGCACCUUUUCUAUAUCAUGCAGCAGGAAUGGUAAAAAAGUUAUUUAAAAAUUAAUAUUGGUUCUGAACACUUUAAAAUGGCUGCUAAACUCUGCCCACUGAUGACACCAUGAUCUGGGCUGCAUGUUGGCACUCUGCUGAAUAGCAUUGACAGCCUGUUGAAUUCAACUAGUGAACCUUUUGUGAUUGGACACCAUAUGCAGCCUAGAUUGUGAUGUCAUCAGUGGGCGGAACGUGGCAGCCAUUUCAAAGUGGCCAGAAACAAUAUUCAUUUUAAAAUAACUUUUACCAUCCCUGUUGCAUGAUAUUGAAAAGAUGGAGGAUGGUAUUUGCAGCUUAAUCUAAGGUAAGACUUUAAGAUGACUAAAGUGUAGACUGUAGGCCUAAAUUUACGCAAAUGUCUGUUUUCCUUUUAAGAUUUUACUGUUGUUAUUCACCAAAUAAAUCUACUGUCCUAUUUUAGAGAAAAUGGUAAAUGAAGCAGACUCUCUUGCACAGAAAUUAGGAAGCCAGUGUAAGAUUGUAAAAGAAAACACUAUCUUCUAUUCAGAUAUCUAUGGAUAAUAGAAAUCCUUCAUAAUAAGGGACAAUGUACGUUAUUUUUUUAUUAAUAAAAAAAUAAUGCUCAAGUCUUUACUAUUUGAUAAUACAGAAAGUAAUUAUAAAUAUCAUGGUGCUUUAACUGUUUUGAAAAUGGACUACUGAUCUAGGUCAUUUAUAAAUAUUUUUGCAAGGCAUUUCAUUUGUGAGAAAAAUUUGUGACCGUGACCUUUUAAAUUCCAGUAAAUGUGCAGUUCUGAAAAUGCAGUGUUGGUGUAAGGCUUUAAAAGGCCUACAUAUUUUUCACGUCCAUAUAUGGGUAGGUUCUACAGCAGUAUUAAUGUUGUACAAGGUUAAUAUUCUGUCUACACGUUAUAAAACUUACUCACAUUGAGUAUGAACUUUAUUAUAUGUAUUGUUGGUUUUUCAUCUGGAAUGCAUUGUCAAUACAAAUGGAAAAAGUACAAAUGUAAAAGUGCUUUUGAAUUGAAUAAUUUAAGUAAAAUGCUUUACCAAAAA
This is a messenger RNA of Bombina bombina (fire-bellied toad), 4931 nucleotides long. RefSeq names its product heat shock protein family A (Hsp70) member 13 (gene HSPA13). Bases 91 to 1506 code for a protein of 471 amino acids. The record is from RefSeq and is a predicted model, not a curated record. Gene Ontology annotation, cellular component: nucleus; cytosol; cytoplasm. Gene Ontology annotation, biological process: vesicle-mediated transport; cellular response to unfolded protein; protein refolding. Lineage: Eukaryota; Metazoa; Chordata; Amphibia; Anura; Bombinatoridae. Gene Ontology annotation, molecular function: misfolded protein binding; ATP-dependent protein folding chaperone; heat shock protein binding. The transcript has 5 exons.